AUGCUUUUCUUGAUGCUAAUUUGCCUAAAUUUAGGGUUUGAUUUGCCCAUCAGCACCGACCCGAGUUUACGCGGCGGCGGGAAUUUGGUCGCGGCGAGGAGGCUGGUUUUGGUGUUGGGAGUGCAUGAAAUGAUGGUGUUGUGGAGGCGGAGUGUGGUGAAGCCGGUGGUGGACGAGGCGGUUUCGGGAUUCGGGUGGGCGGAGAAGGCGGUUUUGGCGGCGGCGUUAGGGUAUGUGUCGUCGCGGAGGUUGAGGGGAGAGGUUGAGGCGCUGGCAGCGAUGCUGCGGAGAAGGACGGAACUGGGGAUGCGUGUGGAAGCGGCGGACGUUUUAGGGUGGUGGUUGUAUUAUUUGACGGCGGUGAUAGGUUGUGUUAAGGUGAUUAAAGGGUUGUUUUGGGUAGCAAACAAAUUUUACAGACAUAUUUGUAGAAUAUCGGUUCUAAGCAAUCAAUUAGCUGAACAGUUGGUGUAG
Molecule: messenger RNA, 474 nt
Organism: Salvia splendens (bonfire salvia)
Lineage: Eukaryota; Viridiplantae; Streptophyta; Magnoliopsida; Lamiales; Lamiaceae
Exons: 1
Coding region: 1-474 (157 amino acids)
Source: RefSeq, a predicted model, not a curated record